CUAUCUUUCCUUUCCUUCACUCCCAUUCUCUUUUCUUGCUUUCUGGCUCUGUUAAUGGCACUUCAAUGACUCUCUCACUCUGUCACAGAACCAGAACCUCCUCCAACAUUCCACCUUCAACGCUGUUCAAAGCUUCUUCACUUCCACAUGGCCCCUACUGCAUCUUCUCCACCACCCACCUUCGCUCUCUCCAUCAGGGACGACGAAAUGGAUGCCAAAUCAGACGACAGCAAGUGCGCUUACCUCAUGGUAGCUCUCUGCCCUUGUCUCGUUUGCUUCAUUAUCCUCUUAAUCGCGCUUUCCAUCAUUCUCGUUGUCAAAUUCCAUUUCUUCUGCCACACCCCUUUGCAUUCAUUGCUCUUCAAAAAGUCAUGCUCAUAGGGAGUUUUUCUCGGUUACCCAUUUCUCGUUUUGGACAAAAGUUUCCGUUUUUGGGGUUUGCUAGUGUUAGUGGGGAUGAUGAUGAUGAUGAUGGUUCUGGGGUUGAAUCUGAUAUUGAGGAAGGUGAUGGUAGAGGUGUUGGUGGUGGGUCAUGUGCAGAUCCUGAUGAGGUUGAUAGGGUAUGCAAGGUGAUUGAUGAAUUGUUUGCAUUAGAUAGGAACAUGGAGGCUGUUCUUGAUGAAUGUGGGGUGAAGUUAUCACAUGAUUUGGUUGUUGAUGUGUUGCAAAGGUUUAAACAUGCUAGGAAGCCAGCAUUUAGGUUCUUUUGUUGGGCAGGGCAGCGGCCGGGGUUCGCGCAUGAUUCCAGGACUUAUAACUCCAUGAUGGGUAUUCUGGGGAAGACUAGACAAUUUGAGACAAUGGUAGCAAUGCUUGAGGAAAUGGGUGAGAAGGGUCUUUUGACGAUGGAGACAUUCUCCAUUGCUAUCAAAGCAUUUGCUUUGGCAAAGGAAAGGAAAAAAGCUGUUGGGAUCUUUGAUCUGAUGAAGAAGCAUAAAUUUAAAGUGGGUGUUGAUGCUGUUAAUUUCUUGCUUGGUAGUCUUGUCGCUGCAAAGCUCGGUAAAGAAGCGCAAGUUGUUUUUGAGAAAAUGAAAGAUAGAUUUGAACACAACUUACAAACUUACACCAUACUUCUUAAUGGUUGGUGCAGGGUUAAAAACUUGUUGGAGGCAGGGAGGGUGUGGAAUGAGAUGAUUGAUAAGGGGUUUAAGCCAGAUAUUGUUGCGCAUAAUAUUAUGCUUGAAGGGUUGAUAAAGUGUAAGAAGAAGUCUGAUGGCAUUAAGCUAUUUGAAGUCAUGAAAGCUAAAGGUCCAUCGCCGAAUGUCCGGAGUUAUACAAUUAUGAUUCAGGAUUUCUGCAAACAAAAGAUGAUGAGAGAAGCUGUUGAGUAUUAUGAUGAUAUGGUAGAUCGUGGGUGUCAACCUGAUGCUGUACUUUACACGUCUUUAAUCACUGGUUUUGGGAAGCAGAAGAAAAUGGAUGUGGUGCAUGAUCUUCUGAAGGAAAUGAGGGAAAAAGGCUGUCCACCUGAUGGGAGGACCUACAACGCUCUGAUAAAACUUAUGGUAAUCCAACAUAUGCCAGAUGAUGCAGCAAGAAUAUACAAGAAAAUGAUUCACAGUGGCAUCCAACCAACAAUCCACACUUACAACAUGAUGAUGAAAUCCUACUUUGUGACUAAAAAUUAUGAAAUGGGUCAUGCGGUUUGGGAUGAGAUGCAUCAUAAGGGGUGCUGUCCUGAUGAUAAUUCCUACACUGUAUUCAUUGGUUCGCUUAUACGGCAGGGAAUGCCAGAUGAGGCAUGUAAAUAUUUAGAGGAAAUGAUGGAGAAGGGGAUGAAAGCUCCUCAGCUUGAUUAUAACAAGUUUGGUGCUGAUUUUUCUAAAACUGGGAAUCCUGUCAUACUUGAGGAGUUAGCUCGAAAGAUGAACUUGGCCGGUAAGUUUGAAGUGUCCAAUGUCUUGGCCAGUUGGGCUGACAUGAUGAAUAAAAGUGCCAAGAAAAGAGAGCCUUUAAAAUCCAGUAGUCAUUUUUCAUGAUUACUGAUUGCGUUGCAUGCAGGAAAAUCCCAAGGACGUUGAUCAACACAAUUAGUCCGAGCUAUUAGUGAAUUUCUAUGUAUUCUAGUUUUUAUGGAAACUUCUUGUGUGCCCUCGCAAAUUAGAAAAUUCUUAGCACUUUAUUUUGUAUAUAGCUAUUGAUUGAAACUUACCCAGUGUUGUAUAAUGGCUUGUACCAGUUUGAAUGAAAAAGUCGAUUGAUCCUUAUUGGAGUUUAUCUCGA
This is a messenger RNA of Lotus japonicus, 2223 nucleotides long. Its product is annotated as pentatricopeptide repeat-containing protein At3g62470, mitochondrial-like. The record is from RefSeq and is a predicted model, not a curated record. Gene Ontology annotation, molecular function: protein binding. NCBI's taxonomy places the organism in Eukaryota, Viridiplantae, Streptophyta, Magnoliopsida, Fabales, Fabaceae. The transcript has a single exon. Bases 66 to 1979 code for a protein of 637 amino acids.